UUUUCGAAAAUUCUGGAAAUUCUCUUUAGAGUUUAGUUGAACAUUACUAAAUUUCUUAAUAAUUAUUUAUCGUUUUAAAAUUUCAAAGUUUAAUUUAUAUUUACUCUAUGUGAAGUUGCUUGUAUCUUUAAUUUAUUUGUUAUGUAUGAUUCUACUUAGUUUGAGUAUAGAAAUACAAUUUAAGCAACAUUUUAUUCAGCUAAGUUAAUAUGGUGAACGCCAUAAAUCAUCAUGUGCCUGUUGGCCCUAGUAAUACUGAAAGUGUAAUGCCUCCUCAUUAUCUACAUGAGCUUCCUAAUGAAGAUGAACUUCGUUUGGCUAAAUUAUUUGAAACGCUCGACAUGGACAAGAAUGGUAAAAUCGACAUUCACGAUUUGUCCAUUGCAUUGCAUGAUAAAGAGUAUGCUCAAAAGUUUUUGGAAAUGUCUGAUGCUACUAAAAGUGGUUCAAUUACAUUAGCUGAAUUUAUACAUUAUGUUAAAGAACAUGAAAAAUCAUUAAGGCUAAGUUUUUCAAACAUUGACAAAAACAAAGAUGGGAAAAUUGAUCGAUACGAGCUUAUAAGAGCUUUUCAAGAAUUAGGAAUUGAAAUUGACGACGCCGAAGCUAUAAAACUUCUUAAAAGGAUGGAUAAAGAUGGAAGCUUAGAAAUUAGCUUUGAAGAAUGGAGAGAUUUUUUACUUUACUGCCCCUUUACAGACUUACAUGACUUAAUCAAAUAUUGGAGGCAUUCAACUUUUAUAGACAUUGGAGAAGACAUGAAUGUACCAGAUGAUUUCACCCAAGCUGAGAUGAUAACAGGGAUGUGGUGGCGGCAUCUUGUAUCUGGUGGUGUAGCUGGCGCUGUCUCGAGAACUUUUACUGCACCUUUAGAUAGGCUUAAAGUAUUUUUACAAGUAUACGGAAAUCAACAUAGCAAUAUUACAACUUGUUUCAAAAGCAUGUUAAAAGAAGGAGGCAAACGAGGCAUGUGGCGUGGAAAUGGUAUUAAUGUACUCAAGAUAGCUCCAGAGUCCGCGUUUAAAUUUAUGGCUUAUGAACAAGCUAAACGCCUUAUUCGGGGUUCGAGAACUAAAGACUUAACAAUAUUUGAAAGAUUUAUGGCAGGAUCACUUGCAGGAGGUUUUAGUCAAUCAUUAAUUUAUCCCUUAGAAGUUUUAAAAACAAGAUUAGCCAUUAGAAAAAGUAAUCAAUACAAGGGUAUAUUUGAUUGUAUUCAAAAAAUGUAUUACCGUGAAGGUAUGCGCAGUUUUUACAGGGGUUAUGUACCCAACCUUUUAGGUAUACUUCCGUAUGCUGGUAUUGACCUUGCAGUUUAUGAGACAUUAAAAAAUAAUUAUAUUGCUUCACAUAACAAUGGGGAAAAACCUGGAAUGCCGUUAUUGUUAGCGUGUGGUACUGUUUCUAGUACUUGUGGCCAAGUGUGUUCAUACCCUUUAGCUCUUGUCCGUACUCGUCUACAGGCACCUCAUUUAGAAGGUCCUGAUACAAGGACAAUGAUGUCAGUAUUUAGAGAAAUUUGGGUAAAAGAAGGUAUGGUUGGCUUGUAUAGAGGCAUAACUCCAAAUUUUAUGAAAGUAGCACCUGCUGUUAGUAUAAGUUAUGUCGUUUAUGAACGAUGCCGUGAAGCACUUGGGGUUACUAUGUCGUAACAUAAGUUAUUUUAACUUCUUUUUAUUUAUUUAUCUCUUGACAUUCAAUAUUUCUCCUUCAUGUUUUUAAAAUAUUAUCUUAAAUUUUACAAACAUUUAUUAAUACAUUGGUGAUUAAAUUUUGGGAAGUAUGUCUUAAAGAAAAGUGAUCUGAAAGGGUAGAAAUGAUAAAUUACAGACAUGGUUACCAUAGCCAUAAGGAUAGAAAAAAUAUUAAGUUUGAUUAUUAACUGUGUUGAGAACAUGUCGAAUGCUAACAUAAAUAAUAUUUAUAUUAUAAUUAAUAAUUAUCCUAAUAUGUAAUUAUGUAUUAUCACAAUGCUUGUUUUAAAAAAACUUCUUGAUAUUGUUACCAAUCAAAUUUAGGCUCAACAUAAUUUAAUAGAUUCUUGUAAACUUUUCUUAAUUUUUUUGUCUUUUAUAUCAAUCAAUGCUUUUUCUACCAACAUUCCAGAUGCAACAUAAUUUUUCCAAGAUUAAAAUAAAAGUUUAUUUUAUGAAAUCCAAUUAAAGAGAUUAAGUAUUGUCUUGAAAUGCUUUGACCUGCCUGUUAUACAUUUAGAAUCAGUCAUCAUAUUAAAAGAAUACUCUCAAGGUUAAAACAUUUAUUGUAAUUUUUAACCUAAUUUUCUUUUUCAACAAUUUAACUGAUUUAAUUCAACCCCUAAAAAAAUUGAGAUAUUUUUUUAUUUUUUUUUUUCAAAAAAAUUGUUUAAGUUUGUUCCUAGUCAUGUGUGACACUUGUUUUGUAAAAUAUUGUUGUUUGUAAAACUUUUUGUUCUCUUUGUUCAAAAAUAAAUGUUUUUCAAUUUUGUAAACAAGAUUUAUCUUAUUGGUUUUUUUCAUGAAUAAUUUUUACUCUCCAUUUUGAUGAGUGUGUACAUAUUUUAUUAAUUGUA
Messenger RNA from Diuraphis noxia (Russian wheat aphid), 2551 nucleotides. RefSeq names its product Short Calcium-binding Mitochondrial Carrier (gene SCaMC). Gene Ontology annotation, biological process: transmembrane transport. Gene Ontology annotation, molecular function: calcium ion binding. Lineage: Eukaryota; Metazoa; Arthropoda; Insecta; Hemiptera; Aphididae. The record is from RefSeq and is a predicted model, not a curated record.